This is a messenger RNA of Nicrophorus vespilloides, 1164 nucleotides long. RefSeq names its product DCN1-like protein 1 (gene SCCRO). Gene Ontology annotation, molecular function: cullin family protein binding; ubiquitin-like protein binding; ubiquitin conjugating enzyme binding. Gene Ontology annotation, biological process: positive regulation of ubiquitin-protein transferase activity; protein neddylation. NCBI's taxonomy places the organism in Eukaryota, Metazoa, Arthropoda, Insecta, Coleoptera, Silphidae. The transcript is spliced from 3 exons. Gene Ontology annotation, cellular component: ubiquitin ligase complex. The record is from RefSeq and is a predicted model, not a curated record. Bases 163 to 942 code for a protein of 259 amino acids.
UUGGUUUUAAAAAGUUUCACUUUCUUGAGACUGAAUAUGUGUGGCAACAGUGGUUAUUAAUUUGUUAGGUUAUUUUUCAUAACACAACAAAAAACUAGAGUUAUUUUGAACAAAUGUAUUAAACAGACAUACAAAAUUCAAGUAGUUGCACUCAACAAAACCAUGCAUAAACUAAAAUCAUCACAAAGGGAUAAAGUUAAAAAGUUCAUAGCAUUCACCCAGACUGGUGAAAACACAGCCAUAUUCUGUCUGUCACAGAACGAUUGGAAGCUUGAUUUAGCCAGCGAUAACUAUUUUCAGAAUCCAGAUUUUUAUUAUAAGGAGCCCAGGAGUGUGGACAAGAAGAAACUGGAGACUCUCUAUUUACAAUAUAAAGAUCCCAAUGAAAAUGAUAAAAUAACACCAGAUGGAAUCAUCAAGUUUUUAGAUGAUCUCUCACUAUCACCGGAAUCUAAAUUGGUGUUGAUCAUUGCCUGGAAAUUCAAAGCUGCCACUCAAUGUGAGUUUACAAGAGAAGAAUUUAUAAAUGGCAUGACAGAUUUGGGAUGUGACAAUAUUGAUAAACUUAAAGCUCGCUUGCCCAACUUAGAGAAUGAACUUAAAGAUCAGUUUAAAUUUAAAGACUUCUAUCACUUUACUUUCAACUAUGCCAAAAAUCCAGGUCAGAAAGGUCUUGAUUUGGAUAUGGCGAUAGCCUAUUGGAAUAUAGUACUAAAGGGUAAAUUUAAAUUCCUAGACCUAUGGUGCACAUUCUUACAGGAGAACCAUAAAAGGUCUAUUCCUAAAGAUACAUGGAAUCUGUUGCUUGAUUUUGCUGGCCAAAUUGCUGAUGAUAUGAGUAAUUAUGAUGAGGAAGGAGCAUGGCCAGUUCUUAUAGAUGAUUUUGUUGAGUGGGCUAGUAGACGAGCAAAAGAAAACCAGCCUCACAGCACCAGUGAUUAGCAGUGUAAAUUUAUUGUUUUCUAUGAAUGACAUCAGAAUAAAGAGUACUUUUUUUUAUUAGUUUCUAGGAUACUUUGAUAGUGUGUAUUUAAGAUUUCCCAAGUAGCUCUGUACAUAUGAUAUAGCUUUUUCAACAUUAUUAUUAUUACAAAUAAUUUGUAACCCUUGAAUUUUGGUGUCAUUCAAGGUGAUUUUAGCUAAUGUAAAUAUUUAUCUUUUUUA